Messenger RNA from Pyricularia oryzae 70-15, 378 nucleotides. RefSeq lists its product as uncharacterized. The transcript is spliced from 2 exons. The record is from RefSeq and is a predicted model, not a curated record. The coding region runs from base 1 to 378 and encodes 125 amino acids. NCBI's taxonomy places the organism in Eukaryota, Fungi, Ascomycota, Sordariomycetes, Magnaporthales, Pyriculariaceae.
AUGUAUGCUUCUGAGGAUCUUUCCGGCUGUGCCGAAUAUGCACGUCUGCUCCAGCAUCGUGGUGAUUGGCCAGCCGGAAGCGCUGACGAUAAAAUGGAGGCGGCCCUGAAGCGCGACCGCGACUACUAUUGGUCCGAGGCGGCACCUGUAGACACAUCCUUUGCCGCCCUGGGUUGCACCGAUGUCACCUCCUGUGGCCCAAUCCCGUUCCUAUUUUCGGGCUUGCAGGUGUCCACCCCUUCGCAUCUACAAGCGCCCGGCAAGGGUUUCUGGUCUACUGCCGCCCCGUCAGAUGCAGGCCGAGGGGCCAGCAAGAUUGCCGGCUGGUGGGAAUCUGACAUGCACAACGACAUAUGUGAGAUGGAUGAACCAUUUUAA